AUGAACUUUUUUCGGCGUCGAAGAGGCAACUCUGUGGACUCUGAUGAGUUAGACAUUUCAGGACCUAAGAAGGGCUCUGAUAGAACCAAAUCCAGAAAGCCCCCAAACACGGCGUUCAGACAACAAAGACUAAAGGCAUGGCAGCCGAUCUACUCGCCAAAGACAAUAUUACCUCUGCUGUUUGUUGUAUUCUUGGUAAUGUGUCCUAUAGGGAUAGCCCUGAUAUUUAGGACCUACAGAGUACAGAAUCUGGUAAUUAAUUACAGCAGAUGCGAUGAAUUAGAGGAUUCAGACGAAUAUGCUGAGAUUCCCAGAAAUAGGGUGAACUUUCAUUUUGACAAGUCUACAUCCUCUUACAGCAACUAUCAGAAUCCUAGAUGGAGAACCAGCACUUCAACAGACUCUUUAGGAAACUCAGUCAGAACUUGCCAUAUUGAAUUUGACAUUCCCAACGACAUUCAUUCUCCAUUGUAUUUUUAUUAUAAACUGACCAAUUUCUUCCAGAAUCACAGAAGAUACGUGGAGUCAUACGACUUGGAACAGCUCAAAGGUGAGGCUGUGCCUUAUGAUGAUAUUGAUUCAGAUUGUAAGCCUUUUGCUCACUCUGGGGAUAAGAUUGUCUACCCAUGUGGAUUGGUAGCCAAUUCUUAUUUCAAUGACACCCUAUCUUCGCCAGUGCUGCUAAAUCCUGCAGGAGGUUCAGAGAAUGUCACCUAUGAGCUGACGACCAAGGAUAUUGCUUGGAAAACUGAUCGUACGACCUAUAAAAAAACUAGCUAUAAUUGGGAUGAAAUCGUACCUCCUCCCAACUGGGAGAAAAUGUACCCGAACGGCUAUACAGAAGACAACAUUUUUGACAUAACAGAGAAUGAAUUCUUUCAGAAUUGGAUGCGUACGGCAGCCUUACCUUCAUUCAUGAAACUCGCAGCUAAAAACACUACAACUGCAAUGGAGUCUGGAACUUAUCAAAUUGAUAUUGGACUAAACUACCCAGUAUCCAUUUUUGGAGGAUCAAAGUCUCUGGUUAUAACGUCCAAUAAUAUUCUUGGAGGACGUCAUUUUGGAUUAGGAGUAUGCUACCUGAUCGUGGCGGGUGCAAGUUUCCUGUUCGGGUUCCUGUUCCUCUUGAAGGUUUUGAUUAAACCUCGUAAAAUUGGAGAUCAUUCAUUGCUAAACUUUGAAGAUGAGCGUGCGAGUCAAGAGCUUUUUACAAGUGAGAGGCGGGAUUAUUUAUAG
This is a messenger RNA of Komagataella phaffii GS115, 1236 nucleotides long. Its product is annotated as Endosomal protein that regulates cell polarity, controls polarized growth. Lineage: Eukaryota; Fungi; Ascomycota; Pichiomycetes; Pichiales; Pichiaceae. The transcript has a single exon. Gene Ontology annotation, cellular component: plasma membrane; endoplasmic reticulum; Golgi apparatus. The record is from RefSeq and is a predicted model, not a curated record. Bases 1 to 1236 code for a protein of 411 amino acids.